Capsella rubella is the source of this 1224-nucleotide messenger RNA. RefSeq names its product MATH domain and coiled-coil domain-containing protein At2g05410. Gene Ontology annotation, molecular function: protein binding. Bases 126 to 1028 code for a protein of 300 amino acids. Lineage: Eukaryota; Viridiplantae; Streptophyta; Magnoliopsida; Brassicales; Brassicaceae. The transcript is spliced from 4 exons. The record is from RefSeq and is a predicted model, not a curated record.
UGUUUCAUCGAGAAAGUCAUCGUUAUAAACCCUAUGCGAUAAUUCGGUUACACUUAAAGAUUGUUCUUUGACUUUUCGAUUUACAGAAUUAUUGUGUAGCUAGGAGUAAUUCAUCAUAUAGAUCGAUGCAGACAAAAGUUGAAACGACGAUUACUUGGGUGAUUAAAAAUUUCUCAUCUUUGCAAUCAGAACCAAUUUACUCGGAUAAUUUCGUCGCAGGUGGCUGCAAAUGGCGUCUUAAAGCCUAUCCAAAGGGAAAUAAGAGUGCUAAUCAUUUGUCUUUGUAUCUAGAUGUUUCUGAUAAUGAAUCUUUGCCUAUUGGAUGGAGAAGACAUGCUAAAUUUUCUCUGACUAUAGUUAAUAAAUUCCCGGAAAAUUUCUCUCAACGAAAAGAGUGUCAGCACUGGUUUGAACAUAAGGCUCCUGACUGGGGGUUUAUAGAAAUAAUUAGCCUCACUAAACUUAAUGACGAAGAAGGGUUUCUGGUGAAUGGAGAACUCACAGUUGUUGCCAAGAUAGAAGUUCUUGAAGUUGUAGGAAAAUUAUAUGUACCGGAAUCUUCUUCACCAGUAACGGUAACCACAUAUGUCAAUGGGUUCCAAAUUCUUCCUUCUCAGGUAGAAUCUGUGAAGUCAUUAUUUGCAAGAAACCAAGAUCUUGUAUCAAAAUUUCGUCAAAAGAAUCCAUAUUUGAAGACGGCGUACAUGAACGUCCUCCUAAGCAUAAACCAAACGUUGUGUCAAUCUCCUCUAAAACUCUCCAAUGAUGGUAUCUCUAAUGCAAGCGCUGCACUUGCAUAUUUGAAAGAAGCAGGACUUGAGGUGGAUUGGUUGGAGAAGAAACUUGUUGAAGUAAAGGACAUAAAGAAGAAAGAAGAGGCUUGUUUGAUCCGGCUGAAAGAAAUGGACGACCAGGUUACGCCAUUGAAGAGGAAGUUAUUAGAUCUAGAAGCUCAGAUAGAUAAGGAGAAGGUAGAGUUGUUAGCUGCAAGAACUCAUCUCUCCUCUAACGUUGACAAUGUUGGCUGAUAUAUAAUACUUGAUUGUUCUUGGCCACUUGGUUUAGGUUCUGUUAGGUUUUCUGAUUUUUUUUCUUGCGUUUAGAUUUUUUUAUUUCGAAAAUGAGAACCCUCUUUAUGUGGAAACGUCUUAAUAUAUGAUAGUUCUUCAAUACUUUUUUUUUUAUAUGUAAGUAUUUUGCAAUUGAGUUUGAUGCCAUUCUUUA